UGCAGUGUCCCACCUGGUCAUGAGACCUGUCAGUGUAGAGCAGAUGAUAGGCCAACAGGACACCACUCCCAUCGGCAUGCUCUCUCCCUCCCUCUCCACCUCCUCUGUCCCAGCGUCCUCUGCUCUGGCUGUGACUUCAGCAGUGACCCCGGCAACCCUGAGCCCCGCCCCCCAGCUGCAGCAGCCAAUCAUCAGUAAGAAGGCGACAGAGCCGGUGCUGUACACCAAUAACAAGUGUCCUGAGUGUAAGGUGCAGUUCUGCAGCAAGGCUGAGGUGGCUGCCCACUUCCAAGAGGUCAAACCAGCCCUUAACACUUCCUGUACGGAGUGUUCUCCUCCCAUGCUCCUUCCUAACGGCUGCAGUGCCUCUGCUCACGCUCGCAUCCACAACCCCCGCCCCCCCUACGUCUGCCCAGAGUGUGGGGGUGUGGCCAAGCAGCCAGCCUUUCAAUCCCAUUUGGAGGAGGCCUGUCUCCAUUUCACACGACGCAUCGGAUACAG
Molecule: messenger RNA, 501 nt
Organism: Salvelinus sp. IW2-2015
Lineage: Eukaryota; Metazoa; Chordata; Actinopteri; Salmoniformes; Salmonidae
Product: zinc finger protein 687b
Source: RefSeq, a predicted model, not a curated record